This is a messenger RNA of Lathyrus oleraceus (garden pea), 492 nucleotides long. RefSeq lists its product as uncharacterized. The record is from RefSeq and is a predicted model, not a curated record. The transcript is spliced from 2 exons. NCBI's taxonomy places the organism in Eukaryota, Viridiplantae, Streptophyta, Magnoliopsida, Fabales, Fabaceae. The coding region runs from base 1 to 492 and encodes 163 amino acids.
AUGACUAAGAAAUUAAGAAAAUUAGAGAAAGUGGUGUUGUAUAAGAGCAAUAGUUGGAGUAUUGAUGAUGUGGUGAAAAAUAAGAAAAAGAAUAACAACAUCAAUACUAAUAGGAUUUUGAUAUCGAUCAAUAUCUUCGGUAGUUCGGGACCAUUAACAAUAGUGGUUAAUGAAGAUGAUGUUGUUUGUGAUGUUAUUGUCAAAGCUCUCAAAUUUUAUGCACGUCAAGAUAGAUUACCUACUUUAAAAUCUGAUGCAUCUGAUUAUGUUUUACAAUGCUCAAAUGAUGUCUCUGAUGCUCUAGGUCCAUCUGAACCCAUAGGAAGUUUUAGGACAAGAAAGUUUGUGCUAUAUGAGAAUCAAUCAUCAUCUACAAAGACAGAAGAAGCAGAAUCAAAGGGAAGAAACGGUAGAUGGAAAUCAUUUAGUUUUAAAAAAUUCCGUUUCGCACUGCAUUAUGCAGCUAUUGGUCGUGGUGGUGGCAGAGAUUAA